This is a messenger RNA of Perkinsus marinus ATCC 50983, 243 nucleotides long. RefSeq lists its product as hypothetical. Bases 1 to 243 code for a protein of 80 amino acids. The record is from RefSeq and is a predicted model, not a curated record. Lineage: Eukaryota; Perkinsozoa; Perkinsida; Perkinsidae. The transcript is spliced from 2 exons.
AUGAGCUCCUCCUCUUCAUCUUCUUCGUCAUCAGCUCAGCCUCCUACUAAGCGGCAACGUGUGGCGGGAGGUGUAGACUCAGAGACUCUAGUGAUGUUCAGGGCUCUAGUUGGUAGUACUCCCACCGAGGAGAGGUUACAAGACUUGCUCAUCGCUGCGAAAGGGAACCUGGAGAAGGCUGUUGAUCUUUACUUCGCCCAGCGGCUCGGAAAGCAUCAGGCGACUAUCGGAACCGAAUCCUAG